AGAAGUUUUGGAUAAACAACAGCGGUGGACAUAAGGUAGCUGCGUGGUCUUCUGUGUCUUAUACACACACUGAGAGCACCUUAUUUGCUCGACAAGGAAAGCUUUACGUCAAUUAUCCAGCUAAUUGGUGAAAGGAGAGAAACUAAUGAUGGAGGUCCCUAAUAUUCACACUGUGCAGCUGAACCAGAACCUGCCACCGGUUCAGGGCCCCAUUAAGGACGUGUGGCAUAGUGUAAUAAGUGUCCCCAUGGGAACCAUUCCUACCAACAGUGAGGAUCCUCAACAUCAAGCUGGACGACAGGAUGAGGUACUUGUGAAUAAACGUGUGCAGACUGAAAGGUUUGGAGAGAAGCCGUUGGUGCUGCCUGCAGACGUGUCGGCUCCAGCUUGUGUUACUAUCCCAGAAACAACGGACUACCCAGGAGAAUAUGACUUCCAGCUUCGCUUUCAUGACGCUGGCACAACCAAGUCUGUUCCUAGCACUUUUUCGGAGUCUCUGAACAAGCUGUUUUGCCAGCUUGCGAAGACGAGUCGUAUUGAAGUUGUGGUUAGUAAGGAGCCUCCUCAAGGAGCUGUUCUCAGGGCCACAGCAGUUUAUAAGAAGGCCGAGCAUGUGGCAGAGGUGGUCCGUAGAUGUGCCCAGCACGAGGACGAGGACAUUGUUGAGCAUCGCAGCCAUCUGAUCAGAGUGGAGGGCAACGAGAGAGCUCAAUAUUUUGAAGACCCUCACACCAAGAGGCAGAGUGUGACUGUUCCUUAUGAGGCUCCUCAGUCGGGCUCAGAGAAGACGACCGUCCUGCUGAGCUUCAUGUGUAACAGCUCCUGCAUGAAGGGCAUGAACCGUAGACCCAUCCUCACCAUCCUGACCCUUGAAACUCAGGAGGGACUGGUUUUGGGACGAAGGUCCUUUGAGGUGCGUAUUUGCGCUUGGCCAGGAAGGGACCGCAAAACUGACGAGGCAAAUAAGGAAAAGACGCCAAACGGAAUCAAGCAGAUAAAAAAACGCAAGAGCGCCCCUCCUCCUGACAAAACUUCUCCGACCAAGUCUGAAUCUGCUCCGAGUAAAAAGGGAGAAACAAAGGAUGUUUCUGAUCUGCAUGGUUUGUGCGACUUUGACAGGGGCCAGAUUGUGAUUUCCAGACGACUCGGCCUGAGCCCCUUCCAGACUGCAGAUCUUGUGGGAUGUUCCCGGGCUGCGGUGGUCAGCGUCUAUAAACAGUGGUGCAAGGAAACAAAAGCAACGAACCAGGAACAGGUUCAGUUAGAGCUCAGUGACACACAAGGAGAAAAUGCUGAACCAAACGGAGACGACCCCCAACUAAAGCCUUGACAGAGACUUAUGGAAACAGACCAAAAUGAGAAGCCCAAAGUGAUCAAAUUAUCCUGUCCUGUCCUGGAGGUUGUCCUCCUUUCUUUGAAGUUUGUGUUGUCCAUCCAGCUGGGAUAGAGACACCCACACCCACACACUUACACACACACUUAGGCACACAUCCUCUUGUAUCCAUCAGGAGGGAUACAGAUGCAGAGAGGCCCCGCGGGCUGAUCUUGAGGUCCAGCGCCAGAGGUCGAGACGCAAGCAGGAAGCUCUCCUGACGUCAGCCAUCACUGGUUAGAGCUGAGAGGAGAGAGUACAGGAAGGAGACCGGCAACACUGGAGCCACACAGAAGAGGUGUCUGGUGUUUAUUGUGGACUGCUGGAGCACUGACUCACAAGACAUGUGAUUACAUUUUAAGAUUCCUCUUUAAAUCAACAGUCAUUGAAAAAUCUCUUGAGCUCCGAGCCAGAGGUUUGCAGACGGCCAAAUUUAGUCUUUGGUUGUAUGAGCUCUGUUUAUAUAAUGUCUACUGUUAUUUCUGAAGAUCAAUAAACUCAUGUAGUGAGAUCUGA
Mugil cephalus (flathead mullet) is the source of this 1888-nucleotide messenger RNA. Its product is annotated as cellular tumor antigen p53-like. Gene Ontology annotation, molecular function: RNA polymerase II cis-regulatory region sequence-specific DNA binding; DNA-binding transcription factor activity, RNA polymerase II-specific. The transcript is spliced from 10 exons. The record is from RefSeq and is a predicted model, not a curated record. Gene Ontology annotation, cellular component: nucleus. The coding region runs from base 146 to 1330 and encodes 394 amino acids. Lineage: Eukaryota; Metazoa; Chordata; Actinopteri; Mugiliformes; Mugilidae. Gene Ontology annotation, biological process: apoptotic process; regulation of transcription by RNA polymerase II.